AUGGAUGGAAACACCGCAUCUCCUACCAUUACUACAACUGAGAAUGCCACGGUCAGCUAUUUGUUGUCCCGGGUCUUGUCCGGUGACAAAAUAUGCAAGGCAAGCGAACUUACUGCAUUUCUUUCCCAGUGGCUUAACGACUUCGAAGAGAAUAAGCCAGUUUCUCCGGGUAUCCAAGAGCUACUAACUCAUCUUCUACUCCCAUUUGGCACAACCGCUAUGCUGGAGCGGCUGGAGGGGAUGGAGGCCUCUUUGGCCGAUACAGAGGGGUGGAUGGUAAAACUCCAUGCCCUCAUGGCCAACAAAGCACAUGAAAGGAUGUUGCAGAAGUUGGAGUCUAUGGCGGAUGAAGAGCUAUCAUUCGAAGAUCUCUGUGGGAAAGAGAACGCUCAAGAAGACAGUGUGAACGAUUACUUCGUCAUUGACCCCAAACGUACCCUACAAUUUGAUUAUGACAUGAGAGAUGUGAUGACUCGGGGCGACAAAGAGGCGAUGAAAAAGCAUGCCGAUGUCUUUUAUAUUACCGGCUACGUUGCCUGGACCGUGCGAUCUCCUUACUGGAAUAUCGCCUUGGCCACCGAUGAUGAAGGCAAUCGAUUUCUCUCAGAUGAUGUUUUGGAUAAAGUCCUUCCCAAGUGGAGACAAAUCCUCACCGGCGAGACGAUCCCGACCCCGAAAUAUGGCGUUGUCGAUUCUUUUCGUUCGUGGCUGGCUAGUGAGGAGAAGAAGGCCAAUGAUCUCGGCAAACCUUGGCCAAAGACUCCUAUCAAUACUGGUUCUUGGCCAUCGAGGCCGAAGUUUGUAAGCCCCAAGACUCCGGAACCCUAUUCUCGCCUUCGCACUAUGGAUGCGGGUCGGAUUUCUCCGCUCGAAUCCAGUUCCAAUGUCACCGAUGGUGAGCAAACUGGACUGCUCCAAGAGAUCCUCAACGAAGUGAAAGACUUGAAGAGCAUGAUGAACCAUGUUAUCGAAAGGCAGCAGCAACAGUUCGAGAUCACACAAAACCAAAUGAAUGAAUCUUGGCAGCAGGCCUACCCUCCCAUUCCCCAAGGAAUGCAGCCAAGCUAUUCCGUGCCUCAACAGGGUCCAUUUGUCGAUGCUCAAUACCAAUACCCCGUAGUUGAGGCAGAUUGGCAAUUCUGGGACCCACAGAACCAAAGCCCGACUCCUAUGCCAGGCCCGGGACCUAGUUCAGCUCGUCAUCUCUAA
Penicillium mononematosum is the source of this 1209-nucleotide messenger RNA. RefSeq lists its product as uncharacterized. The coding region runs from base 1 to 1209 and encodes 402 amino acids. NCBI's taxonomy places the organism in Eukaryota, Fungi, Ascomycota, Eurotiomycetes, Eurotiales, Aspergillaceae. The record is from RefSeq and is a predicted model, not a curated record. The transcript is spliced from 2 exons.